Messenger RNA from Marmota flaviventris (yellow-bellied marmot), 2187 nucleotides. It is a transcript of the gene Slc6a1, whose product is annotated as solute carrier family 6 member 1. Gene Ontology annotation, biological process: neurotransmitter transport; sodium ion transmembrane transport; nitrogen compound transport. NCBI's taxonomy places the organism in Eukaryota, Metazoa, Chordata, Mammalia, Rodentia, Sciuridae. Gene Ontology annotation, molecular function: gamma-aminobutyric acid:sodium:chloride symporter activity. Gene Ontology annotation, cellular component: plasma membrane; cell surface; axon. The record is from RefSeq and is a predicted model, not a curated record.
UUUCUUUGCUUGAAACCACCCCCCCCAGAGUAACCUUCAGCCGCAAAGCUGUUGUCCACGUGGACCGGAGCCGACAUCGCACGUCCAUCCGCCAGGACCCCCGUGUCCAGAUUCAGAGACAUGGCCACUAAUGGCAGCAAGCUGGCCGAUGGGCAGAUCUCCACGGAAGUCAGCGAGGCCCCCAUGGCCAACGACAAGCCCAAGACCCUGGUGGUGAAGGUGCAGAAGAAGGCUGGGGACCUUCCCGACCGGGACACGUGGAAGGGCCGCUUCGACUUCCUCAUGUCCUGCGUGGGCUAUGCCAUCGGCCUGGGCAAUGUCUGGAGGUUCCCCUAUCUCUGCGGGAAAAAUGGUGGCGGGGCCUUUCUCAUUCCCUACUUCCUGACGCUUAUCUUCGCGGGGGUCCCCCUCUUCCUGUUGGAGUGCUCCCUGGGCCAGUACACAUCCAUCGGGGGCCUGGGCGUGUGGAAGCUGGCCCCCAUGUUCAAGGGUGUGGGACUUGCUGCCGCCGUACUGUCCUUCUGGCUGAACAUCUACUACAUCGUCAUCAUCUCCUGGGCCAUCUACUACCUGUACAACUCCUUCACCACGACAUUGCCCUGGAAACAGUGUGACAACCCCUGGAACACGGACCGCUGUUUCUCUAACUACAGCAUGGUCAACACCACCAACAUGACCAGCGCCGUGGUGGAGUUCUGGGAGCGCAACAUGCACCAGAUGACAGACGGGCUGGAUAAGCCAGGUCAGAUCCGCUGGCCGCUAGCCAUCACCCUGGCCAUUGCCUGGGUUCUUGUGUAUUUUUGUAUUUGGAAGGGUGUCGGCUGGACCGGAAAGGUGGUCUACUUCUCCGCCACGUACCCCUACAUCAUGCUUAUCAUUCUGUUUUUCCGUGGAGUGACGCUGCCCGGGGCCAAGGAGGGCAUCCUUUUCUACAUCACCCCCAACUUCCGCAAGCUGUCGGACUCCGAGGUGUGGCUGGAUGCAGCUACCCAGAUCUUCUUCUCCUACGGGCUGGGCCUGGGAUCCCUGAUCGCCCUUGGAAGCUACAAUUCUUUCCACAACAACGUCUACAGGGACUCCAUCAUCGUGUGCUGCAUCAAUUCGUGCACCAGCAUGUUCGCCGGAUUUGUCAUCUUCUCCAUCGUGGGCUUCAUGGCUCAUGUCACCAAGAGGUCCAUUGCUGAUGUGGCGGCCUCAGGCCCUGGGCUGGCAUUCCUGGCAUACCCGGAAGCAGUGACCCAGCUGCCCAUUUCUCCCCUCUGGGCCAUCCUCUUCUUCUCCAUGCUACUGAUGUUGGGCAUCGACAGCCAGUUUUGCACCGUGGAGGGCUUCAUCACCGCCCUGGUGGACGAGUAUCCCAGACUCCUCCGCAACCGCAGAGAGCUCUUCAUUGCUGCCGUCUGCGUCAUCUCCUACCUGAUCGGUCUCUCUAACAUCACCCAGGGGGGUAUUUAUGUCUUCAAACUUUUCGAUUACUACUCUGCCAGUGGCAUGAGCCUGCUGUUCCUCGUGUUCUUUGAAUGUGUCUCCAUUUCCUGGUUUUACGGUGUCAACCGAUUCUAUGACAAUAUCCAAGAGAUGGUCGGCUCCAGACCCUGCAUCUGGUGGAAACUCUGCUGGUCUUUCUUCACCCCCAUCAUUGUGGCGGGGGUGUUCAUUUUCAGCGCUGUGCAGAUGACUCCUCUCACCAUGGGAAGCUACGUUUUCCCCAAGUGGGGCCAGGGCGUGGGCUGGCUCAUGGCUCUGUCUUCCAUGGUCCUCAUCCCCGGGUACAUGGCCUACAUGUUCCUCACCUUAAAGGGCUCCCUGAAGCAGCGCAUCCAGGUGAUGAUCCAGCCCAGCGAAGACAUUGUCCGCCCGGAGAACGGUCCGGAGCAGCCCCAGGCCAGCAGCUCAGCCACCAAAGAGGCCUACAUCUAGGGGCGUGGGGCCGCUCGCCGACCCAACACUGUCACCCCCCCCAACCUGGUUGAAGGCGACCACCACUUGAUGACUGAAGAUAACCUUCUAUCUCCACCUACCUCAAGUGGCGAGUCCAGAUUCCAACACCACACAAAGAGAGGGGAGGUGGGGGGGCAGUCAGACCCCUGGGGGGGCCCUGCCGGGGGCGGGGGCCAUGUAACCCAGUGGCUUCCAGCAUCCGGCGGGCUGGUGAUCUUUCUCCUGGGGGGGGACCCCAUAAGCAUC